Talaromyces marneffei is the source of this 1320-nucleotide messenger RNA. RefSeq lists its product as uncharacterized. The transcript has 2 exons. The record is from RefSeq and is a predicted model, not a curated record. NCBI's taxonomy places the organism in Eukaryota, Fungi, Ascomycota, Eurotiomycetes, Eurotiales, Trichocomaceae. The coding region runs from base 1 to 1320 and encodes 439 amino acids.
AUGGCUCACCAAGCACCUGACAUCCACUGGGAGGAGCUGACCUCGUGUUUGAAAAUCCACUCGCCCAAAGCACCCACCAAGGAGAAUCCCACCAACCUCUACUUUCGAUUCGAUGACAACCAGGACAAGAAUAUUAGCCAUUUUGUCACAUCGCUCGUGAAUAAUAUCAAAGAACAUACAGCAAGUGAACGCAGGAAAUACCCCGAGAAAUUCGACAUACCAGACGAAGAUGAUUUGAUUCUGGAUGAUGCCGUAACACAGAAGAUAGCUCCGCUCGUAUACAAAUGGCGAAAGGCCUACGAAAAAGACUUAGAACAGAUUCCAGGUGCAAAGAAAUCAUCCCUUCGAAAACUGUGCACUCAUGACGAUGGAUUCAAAUGUGGAUGCGCAAUUCCAUUCCAGGAAAGGAAAGCGGACGCUUUCCUGCGACAGUAUGCUCUCAAUGGUUGUUGGGAGUUUUAUGAAUGUAACUCAAAGGCAUUCUACAAUAUCGAGGUGGUGAAGACGUUGAUAUUAUAUGGGGAGAUGGAUCCGAUUCUCCGUGUUUGUGCUCAUCCUUAUGUCGACUUUAAGUCGUGGGAAUCACAAUAUCAAUGCUACUGCAUGGAUUACGAUGCCGGUUGGGAUAUCAUCUACAAAUCAGCUCUCAGUGCUUAUCUCUCACUAAACAUCCUGUACUGUUUUCCCUCAUUAUGGGAUCCUGCUUCAUCAACAAGCAGGCCGACAGAUUAUAGAUCAACCAAAUUGUACCAACGGAUGCUCAGACAAUGUACCUGGUGCUGCUGUACGUCCGAAGCAGCAAUGUAUCCGCAUAGGGAAUUCUUCGGUAUAGGCGAUGAACAAUUUGGAUUCUGGCCUCGUAUAAAGCCAGACUUCGCUCUGAAAUACAUGGCUUAUGUCGAUAAGCGAACGGGCUACGAGGACAAGCAUGUUCCGUAUGGAGCGGCGCCGAUCCAAGAUUUCCUUGAUUCUGAAAAACAUGAUACUGGAUAUCUGCCAGAUGUGUCUGCAGUUGCACUUGUUAGGAUUCUGUUGUAUCGCAAAGGGUUACCUGUAGAAUUGGUUGAUGAUGUGAUGGAAAAGGCUGAUUAUACGCCGAAACGCAAGCUUGUUUACUCGGAUGAUCCCUUUCACCAGGGGAAUUUGGAGGAGUUGCAGAAGUAUUUGAAGUAUUGUUGGCAGCUCAUCAUUAAUUGUAAUCUGAUGGCUGAUGCGCUGGGGGUGAAGAUUGGUUGGGAAGAUCAGAUUUAUAGAUUUUUUCUUUGGUAUAUAUCAUCAUCUGAGGGAAGGAAAAUUAAAAGACCCGACAAUGAUGGCUGA